Molecule: messenger RNA, 2062 nt
Organism: Sander lucioperca (pikeperch)
Lineage: Eukaryota; Metazoa; Chordata; Actinopteri; Perciformes; Percidae
Gene: tctn1
Product: tectonic family member 1
Exons: 14
Coding region: 80-1882 (600 amino acids)
Biological process (GO): protein localization to ciliary transition zone; cilium assembly
Cellular component (GO): MKS complex
Source: RefSeq, a predicted model, not a curated record
GCGGUAAGGCGUCGUUAAACGCAGUAACCCGUUAACGGAACAAGAGAAGAGGAAGAACCAUAGCAACGAUUAAACAAAGAUGGCGGUGUCAGCGGCGGUGUUGUGUUUACUCCUCUCGUUUACUGCCCUAACUACAAGCGAGAACACAACAAGCUACAACUUUAAUACGACGUUUGGUGACUGGGAGUAUAACGCCACUGACAGUGAUGUUACACAGCCGACACAGUUUUACUCGACAGCACCGACAGCACCGAGAGCACCGAGCCCCAGCGGAGUGGAGCCCCUUGAGCCGGGCCUGCCCGUGUCCGGCCAGCUGCUCUCCCCUGUCACUAACGUUGGCAGGUUGUGUCCCUGUGAUGAGCACCAGGAUGUGUGCGACAUCAACUGCUGCUGCGACCCAGCGUGCACGGACGAGGUGGCUCUGUUCACCGGCUGCUCAGUGGACACUGUCAGUGGCACAAAGCAGCUGUGCAGCCGCGAUGUGGCGUCCUACUCUUUAGCGAGCAAAAUAGAUGGCUACUCAGAGCUGCAGUCGUCUGUCCGGAAGGAGACUAAUUAUGACAUCUUCUGCAUUCAGUCACAGAACCGCGUUGAUGGGUUUUCUCAUCCCGCUCCCGCUCUUCCAACUGCCAGCAGCUUUGACUCGCUCUUUAAAGAAUUUACCGGCUUUAUCUUUGGCUCAGAGAAGAACACUGCGGAGCUCCCGGCCUCAUCUGGAUACCAGUUUGGGGAUGUGAUGCUGACAGCAGGACGGAGUGGACAGAGAGCCAUGUUCCCGCUGCCAGCUGCUGGUCUCACUGCUGACUGUGUGGACACCAGUCCUGCAGCGUUCCUGAAGGAUCGGAGCGGUCGGUGUUCCCGGCGUGUGGUCCUGGAGCGGGACUGCAGCUCUCUGCCAGCCCUCAGCAUGGACACCUACACUUCCAUCCAGCUGUGUGCUGGGAAGAAUAAAGACGCAGCAGUUGUUCCUGUGGAGGUGUCUUCAGUCGUCCUGCAGUCUGUUGACGGGACUCAAACAGAGCUGGCGGACAGCGGGGGAGAGAGGCUCCGCCCCGUCCUGCUGAAGCCGAGCCUCUGUGCUCAUGUGGUGCUGCAGGUUGCCUAUGUGAUAAAGUACGACCCGGCUGGCGAGGUUGUGAAUGCGACGGUGUCUCUGGUACUUGGAUUUGUCCGUGCAGCAGCUCUGUCCCUGGAACAGGAGUUUCAGAUCACAUUUGCUCAGGAGGGUGGGGAGGACGUGGCCAUCCACUACAGUGGAAAUCCAGGUUAUGUGGUUGGACUACCUCUUGUGUCUGGAACAAGAACAGCAGAAGGGAUUGCUCGGAGCGUGAGCGGCAGAGACACUCUGUCUCUGCUCCACAGUGCACAGGACCAGGACUGUCUGCAGGGACCGCACCAGCGCUCCCCGGUCCUGUUCGGGGUGGACUCUGUGUCCGGCUGCACAUUAAGACUGGAGGACGCUGCCAACUGCUCGCUGGUCUCUCAGCUGCUUCUGGACCUUCUGAGAGGACCAAAGCAGGCCCAGUUUGUGGCUUCUUUUGGGAACUCCCCGUUAGACUAUCCACUGGACUGGGUGCCGAUCAAGACCAACUUCAACCCUGGGGAAGCACAGAGUUGCAGCCUCCCAUUGUCACUUCAUUUAGAAAUUGAAUGGACUAAAUACGGAUCCCUGGUGAACCCCCAAGCUCAGAUUGUGAACAUCAAAGAAGUCAUCCAAACCAACACCACCAGUUUGGACAUGUUGUCUGGAGGCAGCAGCAUCGUGUCCGUCAGGAGCUCAGCGGCCUUCGUUCCAGUCUCUGCUGCUGCUCUUCCUGGUUCCAGAGCCACACCCACCAUCAACGCAAGACUGCCCUUUGACUUUUUCUUCCCUUUUGUCUGAACGCUCCACAUGGGUUCCACUCACCAAGUGUCAGGUCCAUUUGACCAAACACACCGGUUUGACCACGAGCACUGUUUGUAUGAUCACUGUGUUCCUGUAGAUUGUGUGAAUAUAAUGUAUAUACGAUGUUUGUAAAAAGAUUUAACAAAUGUUUUUUUUUUAAUAAAUGAAAUCACUUCA